Nematocida parisii ERTm1 is the source of this 252-nucleotide messenger RNA. RefSeq lists its product as uncharacterized. Bases 1 to 252 code for a protein of 83 amino acids. NCBI's taxonomy places the organism in Eukaryota, Fungi, Microsporidia. The record is from RefSeq and is a predicted model, not a curated record. The transcript has a single exon.
AUGAGAUUAUUAUUCGGAAUAGUUGUGCUAUUUUAUAUAGCUAGAACCGAACUCGUACCAGUCUAUUAUGAUCAAAUGGAAUAUGUUAACCCAAAUCCAGUAGAGUAUGUUGAAUAUUCACCAGUAGAGUAUGUUGAGUAUGCACCAGUGGAGUAUGUUGAGUAUGCACCAGUGGAGUAUGUUGAGUAUGCACCAUGGGGUACACAGACUAUGAGCAGGAAGAGUAUGUUGAGGAAACAGAGCCAGGCAUAG